Photinus pyralis (common eastern firefly) is the source of this 1768-nucleotide messenger RNA. RefSeq lists its product as uncharacterized. Lineage: Eukaryota; Metazoa; Arthropoda; Insecta; Coleoptera; Lampyridae. The transcript is spliced from 5 exons. Gene Ontology annotation, molecular function: growth factor activity. The record is from RefSeq and is a predicted model, not a curated record. The coding region runs from base 433 to 1101 and encodes 222 amino acids.
GAACCAUUCCGAUUCUGCGGUCAUAGAAGCGCGCACCGAGCAUUGUAUUAUCAGCGUUGUGAUAGAGAAGGUGUGUGGAUUAUAACUUUUAUUAAUUUGUGUUUACAAAAUAUGCGGAUAAAAUGUUUUUCGUCGUCCCUUUAAAUGCGAAAUACAAAUAAGGGCAUUAUGGAAUUUUUGGUUUCAUGAGUAAUCGCAAUUAAAUUAUUUUUUAUAUUUACGUAAAAAUUGUAAAUUGUGCGUAUUAUGAUCGAAAAAUUGGCCUACUUGCGGAGUGUAUGUUUAAGACGGUGAAUUUUGGUGGGACUUCUUGUGCUAGUGGGACCUAGGAGUCGACGCUUGUCGCAUGGGCGCUGUAGACGCCGUAGUGAUUCUAUCUAGGAUCAUGUUGGGUGAUGCUCCACGUGGCACCACUCGCCCCUGACCUACUGGAUGAACCCUUAUGUGUCGACGAUAUCACAGCUUCUGGUAGUAUCAGCAUUGAGGACACUAAUUCUAAUGGUGCUGAUUUCUGGUGUCGUGCACUCCGGACCUGUGCAUCAUCAAAAAACUUGUGGCGAUCUUCAACCAAUUAAACCUGCAGCUUUUUACAAUUCCUGUUCGAAGAAAUAUCUCAGAGUGAAUAACAAGGAUAUCGUUGCAGAUACAGAUACUAACAAUACGCUUUUUACAAUAACCGUAAAUAAUUCUCAUGGAUUUUUAUUAUUCGAUCCUAUAGCAAAUAUGUUUGUAUGUUGGAAGUAUAAUAAGAAAACAUCUAGAUUAGUGCCUAAGAGGAACCCCAAAGAUAUUAGUUUAUGUAUAUUUGAAGAAUUGCCAACCGACGGUGCAUAUACAAAGUACGUUUCGACAAAAAAUAGAAGUUACGUUAUGAGCUUUAAGAGUAACGGUCAGCAGAGGAUAGGCAAGAAAUCGAAUGUCAAGAAAAGAUCUAAGUGUCAGCCGGAAGCCUUCAUGCGCGUUUCCAAACAGAACGGUUCGAAUUGCUCGUCUACCUAUAACGACUUCUGCGAGAGGAUGAAGCGAAUAAAACGGCACAAGGUGAGAGAAGAAAUAAGGCAGCUUUGUGCCAUUGACAAUUCGGUACAUAGGAAAAAUUAAUGUAGAUCAAUGCAAGCGUACAAACAAGGACGUUGUAUGUAACGCGAUAUUACAAGCUUGUGCAUAUGGAAAUUAUAAACCAGUGCAUUUAUGUGUCAGUAUUUUGCAGUAAUAAUUAUACUUUGCUUGAAAGAACACUCAUGUGAGACUAUUUAUAAUGCGUUAGUUUAGUUAAUGUAUUAUUAACAGUGUACAAAAUAAUUGUAUUGCAUUUAUUUUAACCCCUAUGGGGUUUUAAUUUAACACACUUAUGUAUUAACUUUUCUGUAUAUCAGUUAUUUAUUUCUAUAAAUGUCGAGGCACCACGUUAUGCUAUGUUAGUAUAUAAUAAUUGUUACGUUUUUAUAUUUUUGAACUUGCCAUUUUACAAGAGUUACAGAAUAAUAACGUAAUCUGGUGCCUCAUUAUUAUAAUCAUGUUUUAAUGGUUAGCAAUUUAAUUGCAGAUUUAUCUACCAAAUAACUGAGGCUUGUAUAUUAAAUGAACCCAUACCUUUUUGUAUACUUUGUACAUAUAUAGCCAUUAUUAUUUAUGUGUUAUGUAAUUUCAAAAUUACAUCAGCCUCAUUUUGUUAUAAGAUCUGUGCCCCUCGAGGCAAUGUCCUCAUCUAAACAUUCCAAAUCAAACUGUGCAUAUAAAGCAAAUAAAAACGACAAGUAAUAUUCAA